GUUAGUGGGUCACCCCUGCCUUCACGCAGCUGCGCGCUUCCCACUCUUUGGCCCCCUACCUUCGCAGGGGAAGGGGCAGAAGGGGACUCCGCGCCGCCGAGGCGGACCGAUUCCUUCUGGUUGCUCUGCCCCCAGCUUCUCCGUCGGCUCACGAAACCCAGCCCGCCCCACCACGCAGAGCCUGGAAGGAAAGAGAGCCCCAUGCCUAAGCCGCGGGCAGCACCAUGGAUCUGACAAAGAUGGGCAUGAUCCAGCUGCAGAACCCCAGCCACCCUUCGGGGCUCCUGUGCAAGGCCAACCAGAUGCGGCUGGCCGGGACGCUGUGCGACGUGGUCAUCAUGGUGGACAGCCAGGAGUUCCAUGCCCACCGGACCGUGCUGGCCUGCACCAGCAAGAUGUUUGAGAUCCUCUUCCACCGCAACAGCCAGCACUACACUCUGGACUUCCUCUCGCCAAAGACUUUCCAGCAGAUCCUGGAGUAUGCCUACACGGCCACGCUGCAGGCCAAGGCGGAGGACCUGGACGACCUGCUGUACGCCGCGGAGAUCUUGGAGAUCGAGUACCUGGAGGAGCAGUGCCUGAAGAUCCUGGAGACCAUCCAGGCCACAGACGACAAUGACACGGAGGCCACCAUGGCGGACGGCGGGGCGGAGGAAGAAGAGGACCGCAAGCCUCGGUACCUCAAGAACAUCUUCAUCUCGAAGCAUUCCAGCGAGGAGAGUGGGUAUGCCGGCGUGGCUGCGCAGAGCCUCCCUGGGCCCAUGGCGGACCAGAGCCCGUCCAUGUCCACCUCAUUUGGACUGUCAGCCAUGAGUCCCACCAAGGCCGCAGUGGACAGUUUGAUGACCAUAGGACAGUCUCUCCUGCAGGGAACUCUUCAGCCCCCUGCAGGGCCCGACGAACCUACUCUGGCAGGGGCUGGGCGGCUCCCUGGGGUAGCUGAGGUGAAGACAGAGAUGAUGCAGGUGGACGAGGUGCCCAGCCAGGACAGCCCUGGGGCAGCCGAGUCCAGCGUUUCAGGCGGAUUGGGGGACAAGGUUGAGGAAAGGGGCAAAGAGGGGCCCGGGACCCCAACUCGGAGCAGCGUCAUUACCAGUGCGAGGGAGCUGCACUAUGGGCGCGAGGAGAGUGCCGAGCCGCUGCCGACCCCCGCGGAGGCCGGCCAGGGUCCCCCGGGCCGACAGGAGCACCUGGCGCCCACCGCAGAGAAACAUCUGGGCGUCUACUCCGUGCUGCCCAACCACAAGGCUGACUCUGUGCUGAACAUGCCGUCGUCGGUGUCCUCCGGGCUCCACGUGCAGGUGCAGCCCGCCCUGGCUGUGUCCAUGGACUUCAGCACCUACGGGAGCCUGCUGCCGCAGGGCUUCAUCCAGAGGGAGCUGUUCAGCAAGCUGGGUGAGCUGGCUGUGGGCAUGAAGUCGGAGAGCCGGACCCUCGGGGAGCCGUGCAGCGUAUGUGGGGUGGAUCUUCCUGACAACGAGGCUGUGGAGCAGCACAGGAAGCUGCACAGCGGGAUGAAGACGUACGGGUGUGAGCUCUGCGGAAAGCGGUUCCUCGAUAGUUUGCGACUGAGAAUGCACUUACUGGCUCACUCAGCGGGCGCCAAAGCCUUCGUCUGCGAUCAGUGCGGUGCCCAGUUCUCGAAGGAGGAUGCCCUGGAGACACACAGGCAGACCCAUACAGGCACAGACAUGGCUGUCUUCUGUCUGCUGUGCGGGAAGCGUUUCCAGGCGCAGAGCGCCCUCCAGCAGCACAUGGAGGUCCACGCGGGCGUGCGCAGCUACAUCUGCAGCGAGUGCAACCGCACCUUCCCCAGCCACACCGCCCUCAAGCGCCACCUGCGCUCGCACACAGGCGACCACCCGUACGAGUGUGAGUUCUGUGGCAGCUGCUUCCGGGAUGAGAGCACACUCAAAAGCCACAAGCGCAUCCACACGGGCGAGAAGCCCUAUGAGUGCAACGGCUGCGGCAAGAAGUUCAGCCUCAAGCACCAGCUGGAGACGCACUACAGGGUGCACACAGGUGAGAAGCCCUUCGAGUGCAAGCUGUGCCACCAGCGCUCCCGGGACUACUCGGCCAUGAUCAAGCACCUGCGGACGCACAACGGCGCCUCCCCCUACCAGUGCACCAUCUGCACCGAGUACUGCCCCAGCCUGUCCUCCAUGCAGAAGCACAUGAAGGGCCACAAGCCCGAGGAGAUCCCGCCCGACUGGCGGAUAGAGAAGACGUACCUGUACCUGUGCUACGUGUGAAGCCGGCCGGGCGGGCCAGAGGAGCGGGAGCGAGAGGAGGAGUUAGAGCAGGAUGAAGUCGAGGAAGGAUUGUGCAGAAAAUACAUGUCUAUACAGAAGGGGAAAAAAGGAAGAAAGAGGAAACCUGGUAGCUCUCUGGCCUAGAGUCUCUCUGGGGCUCCAGGUGACCAGGAUGCCCCGCCUGGCCCCUUCCCGGGCCUCCAUCCCUCCUCUCCUGGCUGGAUUUCUGGGGUGGGGGUGGAAGGGGUUUUGUUCUGCUCAGACCCUCAUUUAUGUCCAGAAAUGGAGUCUGAGAAGAAGGCGAGGGGUGUUCUGGUCAGAGCCAGUCUCUGCCUGCCAUCCUCAGCCUCCUCAGAAGA
Messenger RNA from Myotis davidii, 2611 nucleotides. It is a transcript of the gene ZBTB16, whose product is annotated as zinc finger and BTB domain containing 16. The coding region runs from base 225 to 2252 and encodes 675 amino acids. The record is from RefSeq and is a predicted model, not a curated record. NCBI's taxonomy places the organism in Eukaryota, Metazoa, Chordata, Mammalia, Chiroptera, Vespertilionidae. The transcript is spliced from 7 exons. Gene Ontology annotation, molecular function: protein binding. Gene Ontology annotation, biological process: regulation of cytokine production; regulation of immune system process; negative regulation of transcription by RNA polymerase II.